This is a messenger RNA of Symbiodinium natans, 1329 nucleotides long. The record is from the annotation of a GenBank genome assembly. Lineage: Eukaryota; Dinophyceae; Suessiales; Symbiodiniaceae.
AUGCUCCGGCGCACCCUCCGACUUCCCAGCGGCUCCGGCACGGCUUGGGCAGCCCGGCGCUUUGCGGCCCCAGGCGGUGGCGAGGAGACGCCCUCUUCGAAUGCUUCGAAGUGGCUUCGCCGGAAAGUGAGGCGAACGAAGCUGGCCCUGUCGGAAUUCCAGGAGUCGGCCAAAGAGCGUUCCCUGCACUUUUCGGCGGCAUGGAGGCAGCGCCUAAGAGCACUGCGAGCCCUGAGGACACUGCCCGCGUCGGACUUGAUGGACCUGCUCUGGUCCAGAUGGACUCAAGCCAACCGACAGUUCGACGAUCGCUUCAACGCCUGGUUUGACAGGAGCGUGGCCGCCGCGACCAGCGCGGCGCGGCAGGUGCGUGACGGCAGUGCCCAGGAGCUCUGGCACAAGAGCCAGCUGAGGCUGCGGCUUCUGCGCUGGCGGGAAAGCCUGGUACAGGGCUCUGGGCCUGCAAAAGAAGGCCAGGGCCAAGAGCAGGGCGCCGUGCCGCAGGCAUCCGCGAGGCCUGUGGACACCGGUGUUCUGGUUCUGCUGGGCGCAGGGGCUGGUUGCGCUGGCCACGGCUUAGUCGGCCCCACCCUGGCCCUCUCUGCCUGGGCAGCACUACGGGUGGGCCGGCGCUUCGUCGUGCAAUGCCUCGACGCCGAGGACGCGAAUCGGCUCUUCAGGUAUGCGCCGGCCAGCCUGCAGUGCAGGAAGGGUGAACUCUUUGCGCGAAUGCACCACGAGCUCCAUGUCAUGCGUCGGAUUCGUGCGGGCGACGUGCGCUACAUGGGACGACCCGGGGAUGUCGCCUGGGAGGCCGCCCUGGACCCUCGAAACGACCACACACCGGCCUCCCUCUUCGACCUGGCGAUGCAGUCGGUGGCAGCGCACUCGCGGGUCCGCGAGUGGGUGGGCGAGACGGUGCGGGCCGUCGCGGAGCCGGACAAGGUGGUGUACCGCAUGCACGAAGGCAUUACAGAGGUCUACCUGGGCUGGAACGUCAGAGGACAGCUGGGCGAGGCCGAAGUUCAGGUGAAGGCUUCAGGCAGCGUCGUGGACUUCAUCUACAUCUUCCCCCAAGGCCGUGACCACUAUGGACUGCAGCCUGACGGCUUCGUGAUCCGCCCCAACGGAGACUCGUGGUCUCAGAAUACCAGCGACCUGCCCAGGUUCCACAAGCAACCGUUCGGGAAGCACGGCGGGAAGCUCUACCUCAACCGCGAGGGCAUCUUCGACUUCGACUAUGAGGUCGGCGAGUUCCGCUCCGGUUACGAAGGGGAGAACCAUCCACGGGCGCGGGCGUACAGGCGCUGGUUCAACUCUGAGUCAUAA